AUGCCUAAAAAAAUUAUUUGUACUCUCGAUCAAUAUGCUAACAUCUUUCGACAUUGUGAACUUACAUACAAAUAAUUUAAAAAACUAAUCCAUAAGAAAAACAAAAGAUCAUUGAAUUAAUAAGUAUUUAGCUUCAGAUGCAAAGUGUGUAUGAAUCAUAGAGACACAUCUCCACAUCGAAGGUGUAAUGGAUGUCAAGACCUCUUUCAUCUAAAAUGUGUGGACGAAGAGAGUAAAUAGCUAUGUUCCAAAUGCUAAGUUCAAUUAUAAAAUAUGCUACUCAAAUUAUAAUAUAUAACACAAGUCGAAGGAGAUACUUUGAUUGUACAUGAAUGCAAGUCAGCAAAUACUAUUUGUAGUGUCUGUUACGCCAUUUGUGAUGAAAAUCAAAGUAAGAUUUGUUAUCGAUGUAAUCUCCGAUAACAUGUACAAUGUUAUAAUAGUCAAACUGAAUUCUGUUCUGUAUGUGAUUAAUACUUAAAAGACAAUCUACCUUACUAAUAUGAUACUAUUCCAAAUUAUAUUCAAUUAUGGAAAUCAGAAUAUACAUGUUAAGAUGAUUUAAUUAUAAUUGAUAAAGUGAAAAAAUAGAAUCGAGUCAGAUUGUAUCUACCAAAAUAUUCUGAUUCAAAAGAAAAACAACUCUAAGAAUCUUAUUCAUUAAUUAAAGCAUUAUGUGCUAAAUCUAUUUACUUCUCAGAUGAUCUGACCUAUUUUCCAGAAGACUCUAAACCAGAAGACAAUAAUGCCAAGUACGAACGCAAAUUGGAGGAUCUAGACGAAGAAAAUUUGAAGUCCUUUCUAUAAUUCAAAGAAUUUAGUAGAUUAGGUAUCACUCCUUAAUUGAUGGUUGACUUUCAUAUUAAAACUGGGUUUAUUGCUAAAGCUACUGGAUUCAUUAAGAAGGGUUCAAUCUUAGCGGAAUAUUGUGGAGAAGUCAAAAAGUGGAAAAACAUCAUUUUUGAUUAAAAUGAUAGUAUCAUGGAAUUACUGUCUCAUCCAAAUCCAAAGAAAACACUUUAUGUUGUUCCAGAAAAAUAUUCUAACAUAGCUAGGUUUGUUUGUGGAAUUGACAAUAAAAUUAAAGAACAAGUGGAAAUAGUUAAUGUAAAGUGUUUGAGAGUAGCCAUUAACAAAUAGGCUAGAAUUAUAAUGUAUGCUUGUAAGGAUAUUCAACCAAAUGAAAUUUUAUAUUAUGAUUACAACUCAGGAGGCAAAUAUUUAUAUCCAACAGAAGGAUAUUAAAUACUGUGA
Molecule: messenger RNA, 1254 nt
Organism: Paramecium tetraurelia
Lineage: Eukaryota; Ciliophora; Oligohymenophorea; Peniculida; Parameciidae
Exons: 3
Molecular function (GO): protein binding
Source: RefSeq, a predicted model, not a curated record